Dacryopinax primogenitus is the source of this 2805-nucleotide messenger RNA. Its product is annotated as Utp21-domain-containing protein. The transcript has 9 exons. Gene Ontology annotation, cellular component: Pwp2p-containing subcomplex of 90S preribosome; small-subunit processome. Gene Ontology annotation, biological process: rRNA processing. The record is from RefSeq and is a predicted model, not a curated record. NCBI's taxonomy places the organism in Eukaryota, Fungi, Basidiomycota, Dacrymycetes, Dacrymycetales, Dacrymycetaceae. Gene Ontology annotation, molecular function: protein binding. The coding region runs from base 1 to 2805 and encodes 934 amino acids.
AUGGACGUCGACGAGCCGUCCCCGCCGCCUGCAAAACGUCUAAAGACGACUCGAGAAAGAGCAACCAAGCAGCAUUCAAAACAGAGCAUUUUCGCCCCAUUUCGCGCCUUGGGUCUGGUGACGAACCAUGUGCCCUUCGCCGUGCAGCUUCGCUCCUACAAAGGGUCGACAGAAGGGCCUCAGAUACACAUAUUGACGUGCAUUGGUCAGAGCUGGCUUCUCUGGGAAGGGGGGAAGAUGAGGCUGCUGUUCGUUGGUCAGGAAGCUCCGUUACCGCUCAGUGCGGUCGCAUUCGACGCUGUGGAUGGGGACUACAUCUGGGCAGCUGCUGGUCCGCAUCUGAUCAAAUAUUAUCGCGGCAAAGAGGUUACUCGGAUCACCAGCCCAGAAGAGGUUAAUAUCUCUCAAAUUCUCUGCUUUGGCUCGCAGAUCCUCGCACUUUCAGAAGAUGGAUCAAAAUUGUUCAUAUGGCACACCCCUGCAAAUGAGCUAUAUACAACGAUCGAUUUCCCGCCCGAUUUCACAGCCACGCAUCUGCUACAUCCGGCCACCUACUUAAACAAGGUUUUGAUCGGUUCUGCGCAGGGUGCCUUGCAACUAUGGAACAUACGCACUCGAACGCAUCUAUUCACAUUCCCGUCUUCUCGCUUUUCAUCCGCAGUGGGGUCACACGCCGUGACUUGUCUGGUCCAGUCCCCCGCUGUCGACGUCGUUGCCAUAGGCUUCUCAUCUAGCCAAGCGAUAGUCUACAACAUCCGAACCGACGAGUCUAUUAUGAAGCUGAGCAUGGCGAGCGGUGGUAUUCGUGCAAUGGCAUUUCGUUCAGACAACGAGCCAAUACUGGCUACUGCUUCUUCUACCGGUCAAAUAGCGACCUGGGACUUAUCUAAGUCUGCACGACUGGUUCAUUUGUCCCGGAUGGCGCAUGGGGCUGGGGUGACAGCGCUCUAUUUCGUCCCUGGCCAGCCGCUUCUUCUGAGCGCCGGGGAGGAUAACAGUGUUAAGCAAUGGCUGUUUGACUCACCACUGGCCCCUCCUCGAUUUCUCAAAGGUCGCAGCGGGCACAGUCGUUCCCCGCAUCUCGUUCGCUACUACGGUCAUGAUGGGAAGAAUAUUCUCACUGCGUCCGCCGACCGCUCCCUUCGAUGCGUCUCCGUCGUGCGGGACUCGCGAAGCUUUGAGCUGUCCCAAGGCUCGAUCGAGAAGAAGGCGUCUGCGAUGCAUAUAUCCGCCGAUGAGUUUAAGCUCCCUCCUGCGAUUGCGAUCAGCUGGUCAGAAACGCGUACCAAAGAUUGGGACGAUAUUAUGACCGGGCAUGGGGAAGCCGGUGCUCGGAGUUGGUGGCUGCUGGAGAAGCGGAUAGGCAAGUUUUCCUUUGGAGCUGGGAACAGAGGUAGCGGCCCGAGCGUGAGUGGGGUCAGGGCGGUGUGCGUAAGCGCAUGUGGGAACUUUGGCCUGGCGGGCACAGAGGAUGGGAGCGUGGGGAUGUGGAAUUUACAGAGCGGGAUUCUAAGGAAGUCGUUCGACUUGACCAAGCCCGUGAAGGGGGAAAAGAAGAAGAAGGCAAAGGAAUCGGAAAAGAUUGUUACGGGCAUCGUCACAGAUGCGCUGAACAGAAUGGUUGUCGUCUCGACAUUGGCUGGGACUCUCCAUUUCUUCGAUUUCUAUACCACGGAGCCGCAAGCAGUGGUCACCCUACCGAGUGCUGCAGUUUCGGUUGUCUUACAUCGUGGAAACAACAUGCUGGCUGUUAAUUGUGAAGACCUCGUCGUACGAAUACUGGACAUUGAGACGCGACGGACCGUACGCGAGUUGCGGGGUUUCAAGGGGAAGGUUUUGGACUUGGCAUUCUCUCCGGAUUCAAGAUGGCUUAUUACCACCUCACUCGAUUCCAUCAUCCGUACAUUCGAUAUACCCUCUGGAUGUCUCAUCGAUGCGUUCAGAGUCAACAGCAUUGCGACCAGCUUGUCCUUCUCUCCUACGGCAGACUUCCUUGCUACCUCCCACGUUGACAGUGUUGGGUUGUACCUGUGGACGAAUCGUGCACAAUUCACAGAGGUUAUCACGAAAAGUGUGCAAGAAGAUGAGAUUGUUGAGCUUAAUCUCCCAUCGAUGCAAGGCGUCGAUGAGGCGGAGGGUCUCGAGGCUCUUGAAGGCGAAAUUCUCCCGCCGUCCGACAUCUACGCCACACCACAGCAACUUGCUGACGGCCUCGUCACGCUAACCCUGCUGCCUCAUUCACGAUGGCAGACAUUGCUCAACUUGGAGACGAUCCAACAACGAAACAAACCAAAAGAGCCUCCAAAACCUCCUGAGAAAGCACCGUUUUUCCUGCCGACGCUGCCAGGGACCGAGCAGAGGUUUGCGCUGGAUGCGCAAGCACCUGACAAGGGUACUGGAAAGAUGCAUCUAAACAGAGGCGUGCUGGCGUCGGUGGAGAGCGAGUUUGUGAGAAAGCUCCUGGAGGAGGACAACAAUGGAAAGUAUGAGUUGUUCUUCAAUUACGUCAAAGCCCUCUCGCCUGCCGCAAUUGACCUAGAGCUCCGUUCGCUCUCGUCCACAAAACACCUCGUCCUCUUCAUUCAUGCGCUGACACAACGAUUAUCCACGCAUCGUGACUUUGAAGCAGUGCAGACGUUUGUCGACGUCUUCCUGCGGAUACAUGGCGAUGUCCUGAUCGUGAACGAGGAGACGAUGGGGCCGCUGCAAGAGUUGGCAGAGGUGCAGAAGAGGGAAAGUGAGAGGGUGCUCGAGCUGAUCACUUCUAGUCUUGGUACAUUAUCGUUCGUCCGGCAGGUCGCAUAA